Molecule: messenger RNA, 333 nt
Organism: Hypoxylon trugodes
Lineage: Eukaryota; Fungi; Ascomycota; Sordariomycetes; Xylariales; Hypoxylaceae
Exons: 3
Coding region: 1-333 (110 amino acids)
Source: RefSeq, a predicted model, not a curated record
AUGUGGCAAUGUCAUAGCGUGCAUGUUGUCACCUAUAGAAAUCAAAAAAUUGUCCAGAAAGGAGAAGACUCAAAUCCAACAGACAUUAUACUGCAGCAUCCAGACUUCACCGAUAAGCCUGUGCUCACUAAGUACGGCCAUACCGCACCUGGAGAAGGUAGCGGAAUGGACGAGAACCCCAACACUCGAUCCGCGGCUCAGCCCCAGGGGAGCCAGAAGACUCAAGCUGGAGGUUUGCAAACUAGUACAGUUAAGACACCGGUGACCGAGCCUAAGGCAAAUGACACAAAGGGCAAGGAGGAAGAGAGCGGCAUUGAAAAUUUCCAACCAUAG